Anolis sagrei ordinatus is the source of this 3698-nucleotide messenger RNA. Its product is annotated as excitatory amino acid transporter 1-like. The record is from RefSeq and is a predicted model, not a curated record. Lineage: Eukaryota; Metazoa; Chordata; Lepidosauria; Squamata; Anolidae. Gene Ontology annotation, molecular function: glutamate:sodium symporter activity; L-glutamate transmembrane transporter activity; neutral L-amino acid transmembrane transporter activity. Gene Ontology annotation, cellular component: plasma membrane. Gene Ontology annotation, biological process: L-glutamate transmembrane transport.
AAGGAAGGAAGGAAGGAAGGGAAUCUUUCCCAUCUGCAUCUCUCUGUGUUGGGCUCUCUUCUUCCCUUCCUCCAUGGAAACGGCUCCCUUCCGAAAGCGCAGAUUGGGCACAUCCAUCUCCCCCUCCCACGCUCAAAGCGCACUGAUGCCACGCUUCUUCUCCUUCUUCUUCUCCUCUGCUGACACCGUUUCAUGUUCUCUUCUGCUUUGUUUUCCAGGCGCCUCGGGGACACUGACAACGACGCAGAGCCCUUUUACAUUACAGAUUCAGGGGAACCCCGAAGAAUUGAGGACGGUCCCCAAGGAAGGAGGGCAGAGAGGCAGAGAACGGUGCCAGCUUCUCUGGCCGGCCGAAGGAUGUUGAGCCCAACGAUGGGCGACCGCCAGAGCCAUGCCAACAGCCUCUUCCUGAACGAGGGCUCCUCCAAGCGGUUGGGCUCUGGAGGACGGGCCCAGCGACUGCGCCAUGCCCUGGGCAAGCGGGCCGCCCAUGCCCGGAAGCGAAUGCGCAUGGGCCUUUUCACACGGGAUGGCCUCCGGGCCUGCCUCCACCGCAACGCCUUCGUCCUGCUCACAAUCUCUGCUGUCCUGCUAGGUGUGACGCUGGCACUGGCUUUGCGCCCGUACCGGAUGAGCUACCGGCAGAUCAAGUACUUCUCCUUCCCCGGGGAGCUCCUGAUGCGGAUGCUGCAGAUGCUGGUGCUGCCGCUCAUUGUCUCCAGUCUCAUCACAGGUAUGGCUUCCCUGGACGGCAGUGCCUCGGGCAAGAUGGGGAUGCGGGCCGUCAUUUACUACAUGAUGACCACCAUCAUUGCCGUCUUCAUUGGGAUCUUCAUGGUCCUCAUCAUCCACCCAGGAAAAGGCAGCAAGGAGAAGCUCCAUCGCGAAGGCAAGAUCGAGCAAGUCCACACCACCGAUGCCUUCAUGGACCUCAUCCGGAAUAUGUUCCCACCCAACCUUGUAGAAGCCUGCUUCAGACAGUACAAGACGCAGUACAGCCUCCGCCUGGUCAACCGGACUGCUGGGAAAAGCCUCUCAGACGCUGCUACUGCUCCUCGUCCUCCGCUGCUACAGAACCUCAGCCUCGGAAACGGUGCCUUCAAUGCCUCCUCCUCCUCCACUCCGGCAUUGCUGGAGGAGGCCACGACUGUCUGGCGCAACGUGACGCAGGCGCUGGCUGGGGGGGCGGCGGGGGUGGCCCACGAGGAGGAGGAAGUGGUGCCCGGCCCAGGGUCGGUCAACGGGGUCAACGCCCUGGGCCUGGUGGUCUUCUCCAUCUGCUUUGGGUUGGUCAUUGGGAACAUGAAGCAGAAGGGUCAGGCCCUGCGGGAGUUCUUUGACUGCCUCAACGAAGCCAUCCUGCGCAUGGUCUCCGUCAUCAUCUGGUACGCCCCCAUUGGCAUCCUUUUCCUGAUCGCCGGCAAGAUCUUGGAGAUGGAGGACCUGACGGUGAUGGGGGGGCAGCUGGGGAUGUACACACUGACGGUCAUUGUGGGGCUGCUGAUCCAUGGCCUCUGCGUCCUGCCCCUCAUCUUCUUUGUCAUCACCCACAAGAACCCCUGGCGCUUUGUGGCCGGGCUCCUGCAGGCCUUGGUUACCGCCAUGGGCACCUCCUCCAGCUCGGCCACACUGCCGGUCACCUUCCGCUGCCUGGAGGAGAACAACGGGGUGGACAAAAGGGUCACCCGGUUCGUGUUGCCCGUCGGGGCCACCAUCAACAUGGAUGGGACCGCACUUUAUGAGGCCCUGGCCGCCAUCUUCAUCGCACAAGUCAACAACUAUGAGCUCGAUUUCGGGCAAAUCAUCACCAUAAGCAUCACGGCCACGGCAGCCAGCAUCGGGGCAGCCGGCAUCCCGCAAGCGGGCCUGGUGACCAUGGUGAUUGUGCUUACCUCUGUGGGGCUGCCGACCGAAGACAUCACGCUGAUCAUGGCCGUGGACUGGUUCCUAGACCGCCUGAGGACCACCAUCAACGUCUUGGGGGACUCCUUGGGGGCCGGCAUCGUGGAGCACUUGUCCCGCCAUGAGCUGGAGCUGCACGACUCGGAGCUCAGCAACUCAGUCCUGGAGGAGAACGAGAAGCCCUACCACCUGAUCUACCAGGAGAGCGACGGCCACAAGCCCCUCGGCGGCGAGACCUCCAUGUGAUACAGGCUGGGCACCAUCCCUCCAAGCACCAUGACUUUUAAGAGAGAGGAAGCUGAACGAAUGAAUGAGCCCAUUUCCUUCCCGCAUCUCUCUUUGUUCUUCCUUGAACGCUGCUGCAAAAAAGCCGAAACGAGCCAGAGGAGGGAAAUGAAACCCCAAAUCCUGGGACAGAAAUUUUGCUCUCCUCCCGACUUAUUUAAACCUUGUGCCAAUUAUAAUUAUCACCAUUAUUAUUAUUACUAUUAUUAUUGUUUGUGGCCAAUGGUUUCAAACACUCUUUAUAGCACUUAUAAGGAAGCCAAGCCAAAAUGGGGCCGAUUUUGGGGUUAACAGGGGUGCCUUUGUUGGGAUCUCAAGGGUUGGUUCUUUGCAGAGAUGCUCUUCAGAGUAUCCGUAUAGUAAGCGAAUGAACCAUCCGGAGUUUGGGGUAGACUGCUCUCGGCCAUGGAUGCCCCAUUCAGCCGGAUUGGGAUUGCUCCUUCCUCUUCUGUGCCUUUUCCCCAUGCUUCCUGGGGGAGAGGCAUGCCAUGUAUUUGUUGGUAGGGCCAAAGGGUGAGAAUCCUGGCUUUACACAUAAGUGCAUGAAAUAAAAGCACUUCCACACACACACACACACACACACACACACAUAUUGAAUUGCACAGGUGGAGGUUAUUUUCAAGCCUUGGAAAGUCUCAUAGUAUAGGAUUGUCUGACUCUAUAGCCCUAUUUCUCCACGAGCCUUCUAAUGUCUAUGAGGUUGGAUGGUCAUCUUUCGGGAGGGAUCAAAUGGUGUCCAGAAAAGGCAGAAGUGGGUUGAACUGGUUUCUUUUCCACCUCUAGAACUGUAAGAUUCUAUAGCCCUAUUUUCUCCAUGAACCUUCCAAUGCUUAUUAGGUUGGAUGGCCAUCUGUCAGGAGGAAUUAGAUUAUGUCUUCCUCAACGGAAGAAGGAUGUUGGGCUGGAUGACCUUUGGGAAUCUCUUCCGACUCUAGCAUGGUAUGAUUCCACAGCCCUGUUUCUCCACGAACAUUGUAAUGUCUAUGAGGCUGGGUGGCCAUCUGUCAGGAGGGCUUUCAUGGUGUCUUGGCAGGAUGUGGUUGGAUUGGAUGGCCUUUGGGGAGUCUCUUCCAAUUCUAGGACUGUAUGAUUCCAUAGCCCUAUUACUCUCUAUGAACUUUGUAAUGUCUAUGAGGUUGGGUGGCCAUUGGCCAUCUGUCGGGAGGGCUUUGAUUGUGUCUUCCUUAAUGGCAGAAGGGAGUUGGACUGGAUGGCCCUUAGGGGUCCCUUCCCACUCUAGGAAUUGCUCUGCCUUUAGGUAUUAGGACUUUGUUCCAAAGCAACACAGUAUAUUAUUUGCUCACAAUGCAGUCCAUGAUAGUCGAUGCUCGGCGACUGAGCCGCCUCCAUUGCCUUUGUGUAUUCUUUUCCCAAGCAAUAUUUAUUUGCAUUGUAAGAACAAGAGCAACUCUUAUGGAACAGACCACCUCCGUAUUAUGUUUUCUUCCCUCUAUUUCUAUUUGAAACAGCUCUGAUUGUGAUAAAGAAUAAAGUGAGAUUUUAAAACUGGA